AUGGAGACGCUUGCUAAUUACCAGUUGAGCAUUCAUGAUCAAGAACAUAAAAGAGAUCUGGACAAAACAAUGGAUGAGAUCGAUGAGCAAACUGAGGAGCAUGAUGAAACAGUUCCAGGAGACAUUGUCAGCACCAAAUUGGUGCAGCUGCUGAUUAUGAUGAGGUAUUGUUUCGUGCAGGAUGAAUUGGAAGCUGAGCUUGGAGAACAUGAAGGAGCCUACUUGGAGGAACAGGCUUCUCCAGGCGGCCACAGUUGCCCCUGUACCAGUUGUAUCUGUCCCAUGUACCAGUUGAUGAAGUCGACGAGCUUGCUGCUUUACAGACAGGGAUGA
Theobroma cacao (cacao) is the source of this 333-nucleotide messenger RNA. The record is from RefSeq and is a predicted model, not a curated record. Lineage: Eukaryota; Viridiplantae; Streptophyta; Magnoliopsida; Malvales; Malvaceae.